AGUACUGUGACCUAACUUGACAUUUAACUAAAUCACCCUGGCUCCCUUCCUCCCCAAAUGGUAGGAGGGCAUGGACAAAAGCAGGAAGUUGAGACUGCUGCAAACAACCAAGGCAGGUGAUGCUGCAAGCUAGAAUCAGGGUAACAGCAGUGAAAUAGUAAGAAGCGGCCCAAGUCCAGACAUAGUUUAAAAAUGUUUCACAAAUGGAUUAAUGAUAGGAUACAAAGGAAGCAGCCAAGAUCACUCCAAGGUCUUUGACUUGAGCAACUGAAAGGAUGGUGUUAACACCGAGACAGUGGAAACUUACUAAGGCAGAAUUGGUUUGAGUGAAAGCGUUUUUUUUUGAAAUGCUAAAUUUAAAAGGGGAGAGAUGCCCAAUACACGACUGCAUUUGUGGAGCUGGAGUUCAGGUAGAGAUAGGCCAAGGAAGACUUCACUCCUAAAUGGUCUUCGCCGGUACCCAAAGCAAAAGCGCCAGCAAUCAGGGUCCCGAGGUCCAGGGAGCAGGACUGGGCUCCGCCGGAGAGAGGAGGCUACAGCGGAGGAAAAGUUGACAAUGGCUUUUCCUAAACCGCCAACUCUGCCCCACGCCUGCCACCUAAGCUCACCCGCCCAAGGUCCAGCAGCCUCACCCCACAGUCCAUCAGUCCGCCGGCCGCUCGGUCCCACUGCAGGAGCGCCGGUUUCCAUGGAACUAAGACAGCGCUUCAAACCAACGCGCUCCCUGGCGCAUUUGUUCGAGUACGCAGGCGCACCCGCGGCAGGGCAUGCCGGGAAUUGCAGUUCUCCCAGCCCAAGCGAGCCCUCGGCCCGGGGCGAAACCCAGGCCGGAAUCCAGCGGCACGCAGGAAACGUGCUGCCCCGUGACCCGGAUGACGACAGUCUCCAUUGUGCUCGAGAGCGGGGUACGCCGGGAUAUGUAGUUUCAGCCCACUCACCUGCUGGCGGUCCUGUAGAGUCACUCGUUUCUGGUGAAAGAGCGGCGUUUUAUUUUGUUAAUGGGCAUAAAAAAAAAAGGGAAAAAUUCAGAACUCAAACAUUUCUCUCGUUAAAGGAAAAACGAAGUACCAUUUCUUCAUCCUUGAUGGCCACAUGAAGAGUAAAACAAAAAAUCUUUUUGUUUCUUCAAUUCUCUCUUGCCUUGUGGAGAAAUCUAAAUCUGUGCGAAGUAGCUAUGGGAAGAGAACAUUGAAAAAAAUAAAAUAAAAUUGCAGCCGUUUCUAAGUUUGACUUUCAGAAUGUGUAUUUGCAUCUAUGAAAAUCUUUUCAUGGUGAGAAAACAACAUGGCUUUGCGUUUUGGUGGCUGGAGAGAACACCUGUGAACGCCAGCGCAAUUGGAGCUUUUCUCUCUUCUUCUUGAGGCACAGCUGAGUACCCCUUAAGCCCUCUAUUGAAAACAGUCUCCUCCCUCCGCACCCCUCCCACCCCGAGGUGAAUCCUCAUUUUCUUAGCAGAUUCCUAACUGAACUGGAUCUGGCUGUUCGGAUUCUUCUGAUCAAGCCUCAGCGGGACAGCGUUCCAUCAAACCGCAGCUGUAAGCUCUAUUCAUCAAACUAGGCAAUACAAUGAAAGAGAAAGGAACACCGCAUUUCACUUGAAGAGGUCAAAAACUUUUAAUAUGGAAGAAGGUGGAAAUGUAUUUUAAAGCCUCAAAGCAAGCAAUUAUUUGCAGUGUGUAUGUUUUUUUUUUUCUUUCUUUUCUUUUUGUAACCAAGAGUGUAGGAUUUGGCAAGAGGGAAAAGGGGCAGAGAAUAGCAAACAGUUUAUUCAUAUGAUGUUGUUUUUCAGAGAAAGUUCCAGGAAAACUUAGCUUGCAACGUUGAACUCAGAAGGGGCCAGACCACCAAAUCCAGGAAAGUUGAAAAAAAAUCAGUCUGACUCAGAUUUUUGAACAAAUCAUGUAUAUUGCUUGAGCAGGAAGAGACCUCCUAUUCCAUUUCUACAUCUCGGACAUGCUUAACAGUUGCUAUAAAAGCCCACGGAAACUGCUUCUCAGGGAGGCAGGUUGUUUAGAGAACUCCGCCUCUCCACUGUCUCCUUUACUUCUCCCACGUAAAUAAAUCUUGGCUUUGAGGAAUUCCUGAUUAAUUGGUAAAAACCCAAGCAAACUGA
Molecule: messenger RNA, 2113 nt
Organism: Oryctolagus cuniculus (rabbit)
Lineage: Eukaryota; Metazoa; Chordata; Mammalia; Lagomorpha; Leporidae
Source: RefSeq, a predicted model, not a curated record